GUAAGUCUUAACCCGAAAGUACUUCUUUCCUCACCAACCCGCAUGGAUACCCGAACAGAACAAGCACAACCUCCAAGUAGAAGCUAUUGGCGAUGGAGCAAGAAGGACUUUUUCCCAGAAGCCUCAUUCGAUAGCUACACAUCCUACAAGACCGCACUAUCCCACACCUGCCACCGCCUCAAGGACCGCGUCCUUGACCGCUCCACCGACGAUUUCGAGCUCGUCGAGCUCAGCAAGGCCAGCGAGCACCCCAUGCACAAGUGCCUCACUUGGUGGGACCUCCUCUGGCUCAGCUUCGGCUCCGUCGUCGGUUCCGGCAUCUUCACCAUCACCGGUCUCGUAGCCCACGACCACGGCCCCUCUGUCGUCGUCUCCUACGCCGCCGCCGGUCUCUCCGCUAUGCUUUCCGCCUUCUGCUAUACCGAGUUCGCCGUCGAGAUCCCCGUCGCUGGAGGCUCCUUCUCUUACUUGCGCAUCGAGUUGGGCGACUUCAUCGCCUUCAUCGCCGCCGGGAAUAUACUGUUAGAGGCCGUGGUCGGCGCGGCCGGGCUGGGUCGGGCAUGGUCUUCCUAUUUCGCCAGUAUAAUAAAGAACGACCCAGAUUUCUUGCGCAUUGGGGUAAGUUAUUUGGCUAAAGGUUUUAAUCUUUUAGAUCCAAUUGCCGUUGGGGUGCUUUUAGUUGCCAACGGGAUCGCUAUGAGUGGGACAAGGAGGACGUCUUUCUUGAAUUGGAUUAGUUCUAUAGUCAGUGCUUUUGUCUUUGUGUUUAUAAUAGUGGUUGGGUUCGUCCAUGUCAAGAGCUCAAAUUUGGUGCCCUUUUUUCCAACGGGAGCAAAGGGUGUUUUCGAGGCUGCUGCAAUCGUGUACUGGUCUUAUACCGGGUUCGAUAUGGUGGCGACUAUGGCGGAAGAGACUAAGCAGCCCGCGAGGGACAUACCGGUGGGGUUGGUUGGUUCCAUGGCUAUGAUAACUGUGGUUUAUUGCAUGAUGGCUUUGGCAUUGACGAUGAUGCAGAAAUACACUGAGAUUGAUAAGGAUGCGGCGUAUUCAGUUGCUUUUGUUAAUGUUGGAAUGAAUUGGGCCAAGUAUUUAGUGAGUAUAUGUGCACUGAAGGGGAUGACUACGAGCUUGUUGGUUGGAUCCCUUGGGCAAGCUCGAUACACGACUCAGAUUGCGAGAUCGCAUUUGAUUCCACCCUGGUUUGCUCUCGUGCACCCAAAGACUGGAACCCCCAUUAAUGCUACUCUAUUGGUCACCAUAACUAGUAUAAUUGUGGCAUUUUUCACUAGUUUGGAUGUGUUGUCGAGUGUUUUCUCGUUCAGUACGCUUUUCAUUUUUGUGCUUAUUGCUGUUGCAUUGCUCGUGAGGCGACAUUAUGUUUCGAAUGUGACACCAAAGAAUGAUUUGAUUAAAUUUCUUGUUUGCUUAUUUGUUGUUAUCGGAUCUUGCAUUAGCGGAACGGUAUUUUGGAAUUUGAACGGAGGAGGGUGGAAUUGGAUUGGGUAUGUAGUUGCUGUUUUAGUUUGGCUUUUUGGGACUCUGAGGAUGGCGCUGCUUCCAAAGCACCGUGUUCCCAAGUUUUGGGGGGUUCCACUCGUUCCAUGGUUGCCUUCACUGUCCAUUGGGAUGAAUAUUUUUCUCAUUGGGUCACUUGGUUCUGUCGCACUUUGGAGGUUCUUCAUUUGCAGCGUUGUAAUGCUUGUCUACUAUUUGUUAAUUGGUCUCCAUGCCACCUAUGACGUCGCUCAUGAAAACAAGCAGGAUUCAAAAGAAGUUGAGGGAAGGGAAGAUGUUAAUCAAGGUCUGUAAAUGUAUAUGUAGGUACGGUGUUCUAAAAUUAUGUUUGUGAUAUUUUUCAAUGAAUAUCACUCGAAACUUCUUUUCGGAA
Molecule: messenger RNA, 1888 nt
Organism: Juglans microcarpa x Juglans regia
Lineage: Eukaryota; Viridiplantae; Streptophyta; Magnoliopsida; Fagales; Juglandaceae
Product: cationic amino acid transporter 8, vacuolar
Exons: 1
Coding region: 43-1809 (588 amino acids)
Biological process (GO): transmembrane transport; amino acid transport
Cellular component (GO): plasma membrane
Molecular function (GO): amino acid transmembrane transporter activity
Source: RefSeq, a predicted model, not a curated record